GUUGAAGCUCGUCAUUUGGUUUCCUUAUACAUUACUUCUCUUAUUCUCAUUUCUUCUCUGCGCUUCCGCCGUCUCUUUUUCCUUUUGGACACAGUUUUUUUGGAUUUACUGCGCUACGCAAGCAAACACAGCCAACCAGCCACGGAAAACAUGUCUGUGUCCGGCAAGAAGUCCUCGAGGAGCUCAUCCGCCGCCGCCGCCUACCCGGUGGAGGAAGAGGCGCAUCACAACGAGGAGUACCCGGUGGAGGAAAAGGUGAACCACGAGGAGGAGGGGUACCCGGUGGAAGAGGUGAACCACGAGGAGGAGGAGGCGCCCGUUGCGAAAGGAACCGUUGCCGAGAUGAUCGACGCUCCCGCCGUCAACGCGCCGGCCUCGCAGUCCUCCGAGGAGCUGGAGAAGGAGUACCACCGCCUGAAGGCCGAGGUGAAAGCCGCGCGUGCCCGCCGGGAUGCCCGUGUGGAGGAGGUGACGCAUGGGGAGGCGAUGCCCUCCCUCGAGGAGCUCCGCGACGAGCGGGUGCGCCUGACGGAGCAGGUGCGGCACCACAAGGAUGAGCAGGACUCGCUGGCUCUUGACAUCGAGGGCCAGGAGGGCGCCGCCGAGGUGUACCAGACAGCCGCGCGCGUGCAGCGCCUGGAGCAUUUCGCGACGCGCGCCGAGGAGUUCGCGGAGAAAACGCUGCCGGCGGAGAUUGAGAAGACGGUGGAUGAGGACCGCCACCAGUCCAACGCGGAGCUCUGCGCCUACAUCCAGGAGCUCCAGAACAAGCGCUCCGCUGUCCUCAAGAAGGUGGUGGCCUCGCAGGAGAACCAGAAGAAGAAGAGCCAGCGGAGCCAGACCUCCCAGAAGAACGCCGCCGAGGAGAGUCCGGAGGAGAAGAAGGCCAUUGACCACACGAACGAAAACAAAGACGAAGCGGUCGUGCUGCAGAACAAGAUCCGCAAGUUCCGUUCCAUGAAGACGAAGCUGCAGAGCGACAUCGUGAAGGAGAGGGCUGACAGCAAGAAGAUGGAGGAGCGUAUGAGCACCCGCAUGCGUGCCGCCGAGCUGGCCAAUGCCCGUGACGCCCGCCAGUGCAAGGAGAUGAACGACCGCAACGCGGCGGUCACGACGAACUCGCAGCUCCUCAUGGACCAGCUGAACGUGGAGCACUACGGCAUGGACAACGCGCCAACGACGAAGCAGCUGCUGCAGGACCGCCAGGAGCGCGAGGCGACGCCGCCGCCGACGCCGGCCAAUGAGCGUCCCUACGGCCGCCACGGGUCUGGCGCGUCGGUCGGCUCGAAGCAGUCCCACACAAACUCCGUCAACUCACGCCAGCACGCCGGCAAGCCGCCGAUGGUUGCGCUGAAGCGCACCGAAUCGCAGACGAACCGCGACAACGCCAUCCGCGAGGAGGUGUCAGCGUCGCGCCGCCGUGACAGCGACGCCGCCAGCUACCAAUCCUCGCGUCGCCAGUCGCUGUCGAAGCCCCCGCUCGUCGCCUCGAAGCCGACGGCGUCCCAACAGAGCCGCGACAACGCCAUCCGCGAGGAACGCGAGCGCGAGCGUGAGGAGGCCUCCGUCUCGCGCCACCGUCAGCGCAGCGACUCCAUUGCCUCUGAUGGCCACGUGCCGUCUGUGGCCGCCAAGUCCACCGCGUCUCAGCGCAGCCGCGAGGGCAAGCAGUGA
Leptomonas pyrrhocoris is the source of this 1674-nucleotide messenger RNA. RefSeq lists its product as hypothetical. Lineage: Eukaryota; Euglenozoa; Kinetoplastea; Trypanosomatida; Trypanosomatidae. Bases 151 to 1674 code for a protein of 507 amino acids. The transcript has a single exon. The record is from RefSeq and is a predicted model, not a curated record.